Messenger RNA from Racocetra fulgida, 426 nucleotides. The record is from the annotation of a GenBank genome assembly. Lineage: Eukaryota; Fungi; Glomeromycota; Glomeromycetes; Diversisporales; Gigasporaceae.
AUGGGAAAAUCCAAUAGUAAACUCAACGAAGACGAACUGAGGGAGUAUAAAGGAUUUUUAAAAGAUUGUCCUUCCGGUGAACUUGACAAAAUCGAGUUUCAAAAGAUAUACAAACAAUUUUUUCCUUUUGGUGAUCCCUCCCGAUUUGCUGAAUAUGUUUUUGAUGUAUUUGAUGAAAAUAAAAAUGGAAAAAUAGAGUUCAAGGAGUUUAUAUGUGCCUUAUCUGUUACUUCCCGAGGAAAAUUGGACGAGAAUAUGGUGAAACUACCUCCAGAUGAAGAUACACCAGAGAAACGUGUCAAGAAAAUAUUUAGUUUGAUGGAUAAAAAUCAGGAUGGUAAACUCAGUAUAGAUGAAUUUAGAGAAGGCUCAAAGCAAGAUCCUACAAUAGUUCAAGCAUUAAGUUUGUAUGAUGGGUUGGUGUAA